Messenger RNA from Phoenix dactylifera (date palm), 2166 nucleotides. Its product is annotated as ABC transporter G family member 8-like. The record is from RefSeq and is a predicted model, not a curated record. Gene Ontology annotation, cellular component: membrane. Gene Ontology annotation, biological process: transmembrane transport. Gene Ontology annotation, molecular function: ATP binding; ATP hydrolysis activity; ABC-type transporter activity. NCBI's taxonomy places the organism in Eukaryota, Viridiplantae, Streptophyta, Magnoliopsida, Arecales, Arecaceae.
UUUUUCUUCUCCCUCCACUUCCAUUAUCCCACCCAGUUCCACUUGCAUCCAAGUAGCAUGGUAGUAGAGCCAACUCACACCCAGUCCCAUUACUUCCUCCUUACCCGCCUCCCACGACCACCGGCUCCCUCUCUCCACCUCCGACCACCACCGUUCCCAUGGCCGAUCAAUCCCCACCGCCACCGCCUCCGCCAAAUCCAGAGGCCAAGGCCUACGAGUUGACAGCAUGCUCCAUCUUCUACGCCAAGCCUACCUCUUCUUCACUCAAACACCUGUUGAAAACAUGCAGGCCGGCACCGCCGCCGACGUACAUCCUCCGCGACGUCUCCUUCACCGCACGGCCCGGCGAGAUCUUGGCCAUCGUGGGGCCCAGCGGCGCCGGCAAGUCCACCCUUCUCGACAUUCUCGCCGCCCGCACCGCCCCCACCAGCGGCCGCCUCCUCGUGAACUCUGCCCCACUCCACCCCCCGAGCUUCCGCCGCCUCUCGGCCCACGUCCCGCAGCACGACGCCUCCCUCCCCCUCCUCACCGUUUCCGAGACCUUCGCCUUCGCCGCCCGCCUCCUACUUCCGGACCCUUCCGCCGUCCCCGCUGCAGUAGCGGCCCUCCUCGCGGACCUCCGCCUCUCCCACCUCGGUUCCACCCGCCUCUCCGGUGCCCUUUCCGGUGGCGAGCGCCGCCGCAUCUCCAUUGGCCUCUCCCUCCUCCGCGACCCCGGCGUCCUGCUCCUUGACGAGCCCACCUCCGGCCUCGACAGCGCUAACGCCCUCCUCGUCCUCCAGUCGCUCCGUUCCGUCGCCGCCUCCCGCUCCACCACGGUUGUCCUCUCCAUCCACCAGCCCAGCUGCCGCCUGCUCUCCGCCCUCGACUCCCUCCUCCUCCUCUCCAAGGGCUCUGUCCUCCACCACGGCACCCUCUCCUCCCUCGACAGCUUCCUCCUCGACUCCAAUUUCUCCGUUCCCCCUCCUCUCAACCCCCUCGAGUACGCCUUGGAAGUCCUCCACCAACUCCCCCAUCCCACCACCGCUGCUCCUCUCUCUAACUCUUACUCUGACGAAAGGAAAGCCGCCGCCGCCACCAAGAUUGAAGAGAUCCCUUACACAAGCUCUCGGGCUCGCGAAAUUCUCGCUCUUUACAACCGCUUCUUGAAGAUCAUCUACCGGACCAAACAGCUUCUUCUGACCAACACCCUCGAAGCUCUCGGUGUCGGACUUCUUCUGGGAAGCAUCUACAUUCACGUCGGCUACGACGAGGAGGGCGUGCACAAGCGGCUGGGCUUCUUCGCCUUCACCCUCACCUUCCUCCUCUCCUCCACCACCGAGACCCUCCCCAUCUUCGUGGUGGAGCGGCCCAUCCUCCUCCGCGAGACCUCCUCGGGGCUCUACCGCCUCUCCUCCCACCUCGCCGCCAACACCCUCGUCUUCCUCCCCUACCUCCUGGCCAUCGCGCUCCUCUACUGCGUCGCCGUCUACUUCCUCGUCGGCCUCUGCGCCUCCUGGACCGCCUUCGCCUGCUUCGUCCUCAUCGUCUGGGCCGUGGUGCUCACCGCCAACUCCUUCGUCCUGCUCAUGAGCUCUCUUGCACCGAACUACAUCGCCGGGACGUCGCUGGUGACCAUCUCUUUAGCUGGUUUUUUCCUCUUCUCGGGUUACUUCAUAGCGAAGGAGAGCAUGCCCGAGUACUGGCUGUUCGUGCACUACCUGUCGCCGUAUAAGUACUCGCUGGACGCGCUGCUGGCCAACGAGUUUGGAUGCGCGGACGGAGGGCGGUGCUUCGGGUGGGGAGAGGGAGGGGAGUGCGCGGUGACGGGGAGGGACGUCCUGGAGAGAAGGGGGCUGAGGAAGGGGCAGAGGUGGGCCAACCUCUGGGUUCUCUUCGGCUUCUUUGUCUCCUACCGCUCGCUCUACUGGAUCGUCCUCACCAGGAGGGCCUCCAGAGCCAGGAAAUGAUCGUAAUUCGUAAGCUAAUGCGGAUGGAGGAGGGAUCGGCCGCUGAUGCAAUAAAAGCCAGGGUGUUGUGUGUCCAUUGCUUAUAAUUAUUAAGUUGCUUCUUUUUAUUUUCAGCUCUUCCGGAUGUCCUGACGGAGAUCGAGCUCCCCUUUAGGGUUUUUCUUUUGUUACUUUUACUUUUAUAGUACUGUUCAUGAAAUGUAGUUUAUAAUUUGAA